Molecule: messenger RNA, 1864 nt
Organism: Selaginella moellendorffii
Lineage: Eukaryota; Viridiplantae; Streptophyta; Lycopodiopsida; Selaginellales; Selaginellaceae
Product: pentatricopeptide repeat-containing protein At4g02750-like
Exons: 1
Coding region: 12-1841 (609 amino acids)
Molecular function (GO): protein binding
Source: RefSeq, a predicted model, not a curated record
GAUACGCGGGGAUGAAGAUCUUGCAGCCCGUCACGAGGGCUUCCCUCCGCCACGACCAGCUCCUCGAGGAGCUGCGAUGCGCGGCGAUCAAGCCCAAUCUCUCGCAGACCAAGCGGCUCCACGACCAGAUCCUCGCCAAUGCUCGCAUCCGCCAGAAGCCCUUCCUCCUCAACCGGCUGAUCUACCUGUAUGGCAAAUGCGGCGCGCUCGAUCAGGCCUGGGAGGUAUUCGUGAACAAGUACCAGAGAGAUUCCUUCUCCUGGAACUUGAUCAUCGCGGCCUACGCAGAGAAUGGAAGAUUAGAGAGAGCGAGGGAAGUUUUCGACAAGAUGGACGAGCCAGAUGUGGUUACCUGGACGACGAUGCUCCGCGCCUACGCCCAAGCCGGGCAGAUCGCCGAGGCGCGGCGGCUCUUCGAUCGCAUCUCCUCGCCCGACACCGUCGCCUACAACACGAUCAUCGCGGCCUACAUCCACGCCAGGGAGCUGGAUCAGGCGCGGCAGCUCUUCGAUCGGAUGGAGAAGAAGAGCAUCUGUACCUGGAAUUCGAUGAUCGCGGCCUAUUCCCAGCUCGGGGAUCUUGAAAUAUCAAGAUCCAUGUUCGAUGCGAUGCCGCGGCGCAGCGUAAUCACCUGGAACUCGCUCGUCACGGCCUACGCUCGAUCCGGCGAGCUGGAUGCUGCGGACAGCCUCUUCGAUCGGAUGCCGCAGCGCGACGUCGUCUCCUGGACCGCGAUGCUCGCCGCAAAUACCCUAGCCGGGAACCUCGAUCGCCUCCGCGCGCUCUUCGAUGCGAUGCCCGAGCGCAAUGCCGUGUCGUGGAACUCGAUGAUCUCAGCGCACACGCACCGCGCGCGGCCGGACGACGCGCAGGAUUUCUUCGAUCGAAUGCCAAUGCACACAACCCUAGCCUGGAACACGCUUCUCUCCGCGCACGCCCAGGUCGGCAACGUAGAGGGCGUGGAGUGGAUAUUCCACCGCAUCCCAGAGAAGAACUCCCUCUCCUACACCGCCAUGGUCCGGGCAUAUUCCCAGAACAAUUUGCUAGAGCAGGCGCGUCGCGUCUUCGAUUCCAUGCCCCAAUUCGACAUCGUCUCAGCAAAUGCCCUUCUUACCGCAAAUGCCCUAAUGGGGGAUCUAGAGUCAGCAAAGCGUAUCUACGCCCAGAUUCCCUUCCCAAGCCCCGCGGCGUGCACGACCAUGAUCACAGCAUAUUCCCAGCAAGGGAAUAUCCGGCAGGCAAAGAUUCUCUUUGACUCCCUGCCCGAGCCGGACGUGGUAUCUUGGACCGCGAUGGCCGCGGCAUUUGCCGACAACGGGAAUAUCCUCGAGGCGAAGCGGAUAUUCGACACCCAGCCAGUCCGGGAUCGCAUCUCCUGGACGGCGAUGGCCGCCGCGUUCGCGAGCAAUGGCUUCGCGCGAGAGGCGAUCCAUCUCGUGUGGAUCAUCAGCCUGGAGGGGCUCAGGGCGGACGAGGCGGCAUUCUCGAGCGUGCUGAGCGCCGCGAGCCGGGUGGGGAGAUUGGAGGACGCGAUCGAGUUCUUCGUCUCCAUGAUCGGCGAUCACGGGCUCGCCCCAGUUCGCGAGCAUUACUGCUGCGUCGUGGAUGGGCUCGCGCGCGCUGGGCGAUUGGCCGAUGCCGAGGAGCUCGUCGAGAGCAUGCCAUUCCUCCCCGGGGACACCGCUUGGGGAUCGCUGCUCACGGCGUCGAGGACCCAGCGCGAUCUGGAUCGCGGCGAGAGAUCCAGUGGAGAGAUGGGCGAUCUAGAUCCCAGUAAUGCCGCGCCCCUCAAGACCAUGUUUAAUAUAUACAAGGAGAAAGAUCAUCACCAUCUCUCAUAAUCAAUGCUUCUUCUUCCUUCUUU